Plasmopara halstedii is the source of this 843-nucleotide messenger RNA. RefSeq names its product RNA polymerase II elongator associated protein. Bases 1 to 843 code for a protein of 280 amino acids. Lineage: Eukaryota; Oomycota; Peronosporomycetes; Peronosporales; Peronosporaceae. The record is from RefSeq and is a predicted model, not a curated record. The transcript has 3 exons.
AUGCCGUUUGUUGUUGUGUGCGGAAUUCCUUCAGCUGGUAAGACGACAGUGGCCACAGCAUUAGUUAACCAUCUACGGCGUCAAGUUCCAGAGCAAGACGUUGUAUACAUCUCGCUAGCGGACAUCAAUGUUGGCAAGACAUGGGGUUACGUUGAUAGUAAGUCAGAAAAAAGCACGCGGAGUGCAUUAAAAGCCGCAGUGGAAAAGGUAGUGAACACCAAGACUAUCGUCGUGCUUGAUGCGCUAAAUUAUACAAAGGGAGAACGAUACGAGCUCUUUUGCAAGGCGAAAGAGGAAAGCACGACAUAUUGCGUGGUGUAUGUGGACACGCCAGUACAAUUAGCUUUAAAGCGUAAUGCGGCUGCAGAGAUAAGCUUUGACUCAAAGCUGUUGCAGGAGUUAGCGGCUCGAUUUGAAGUUCCAGUCGAAAAAAAUCGAUGGGACAGUCCGCUCUUUCGACUGACUCCUAACGACUUUACUGCGGAUGGCAAUGGGAUACCUCUAGACACAAUUACUGAGGCAAUACGCUUUGGUAAAACUGUCAAAGCAGGGCUUGCCACCAAAGCUGCACCUGUAGUCGAGACAAACUUCCUUCAGGCUUUAGAUGAAACUACGAAUGCUAUUGUUGAGAUAGUAUUGGCUCGCCAACAAGACGCUGGAGUGGCUGACGGCGUGCGACUCCCACUGCAUAGCGUCAAACAAGAGCUUCGACUCACUCGUUCAUUAUCGAUGGCAGAGGCUUGUCGCUAUCGCCGCCAAUUUAUCAAGAUCACUCGCUCACGCCCUUGUGCAAUUGACGCAAUAGGAGAUUUCUUCAUUGAUUACCUCAAUCAACAGACAUAG